Messenger RNA from Lontra canadensis (Northern American river otter), 1673 nucleotides. RefSeq names its product pancreatic triacylglycerol lipase. Bases 256 to 1653 code for a protein of 465 amino acids. The transcript has 13 exons. The record is from RefSeq and is a predicted model, not a curated record. Gene Ontology annotation, molecular function: protein binding; triacylglycerol lipase activity. Gene Ontology annotation, biological process: lipid metabolic process. NCBI's taxonomy places the organism in Eukaryota, Metazoa, Chordata, Mammalia, Carnivora, Mustelidae.
GGUGAUUCUGAGCAUUAUGUAAUCUCAUUGGAAGAGAACAGUCUGUAUGAACCCUUUUCUCAUCUUCCCACAAGGAAACUUGACCUACUCUAUCAAUCUUGGUUUAUUUAUGAUUAAAAUUAUAAAUGCACACUUGGAACGUCGUCUGUUUUCAUGCCACUUUUCCAUGGAACUUCUCAAACUGAUAAGGUUUGCUUAUAAAAGGAUCUGCAAGGCGCUAUCUGGUUGUGUGUGGAACCUGAUGGAACUGCCAGGAUGCUGCUAAUCUGGACCCUAUCACUGCUGCUGGGAGCAGUCGUAGGAAAAGAAGUCUGCUUCCCAAGACUUGGCUGCUUUAGUGAUGACGCCCCAUGGGCAGGAAUUGUGGAAAGACCCCUCAAAAUACUGCCUUGGGCUCCAAAAGAUGUCAAUACUCGCUUCCUCCUAUAUACUAAUGAGAACCAGAAUAACUUUCAAGAACUUGCUGCAGACCCAUCAACCAUCACAGACUCCAACUUCAAAACAGAUAGAAAAACCCGCUUUAUUAUUCAUGGAUUCAUAGACAAGGGAGAAGAAAACUGGUUGUCCAAUUUGUGCAAGAACCUGUUCAAAGUGGAAAGUGUGAACUGCAUCUGUGUGGACUGGAAAAGUGGCUCCCGCACUGGUUACACGCAGGCCUCCCAGAACAUCCGGAUUGUGGGGGCAGAAGUGGCUUAUUUUGUUGAAGUUCUUCAGUCAGCGUUUGGGUACUCACCUUCCAAUGUCCACAUCAUUGGCCACAGCCUAGGCUCGCACGCAGCUGGAGAAGCCGGAAGGAGGACCAACGGGACUGUUGGACGAAUCACAGGGUUGGACCCAGCUGAACCGUGCUUUGAGGGCACGCCUGAAUUAGUCCGAUUAGACCCCAGUGAUGCCCAGUUUGUGGAUGUAAUUCACACAGAUGCUGCCCCUAUAAUCCCCAACAUAGGUUUCGGAAUGAGUCAAACUGUAGGCCACCUAGAUUUCUUUCCAAAUGGAGGAAAAGAAAUGCCCGGAUGUCAGAAGAACAUUCUCUCUCAGAUUGUUGACAUAGAUGGGAUCUGGGAAGGAACUCGUGACUUUGUGGCCUGUAAUCACUUAAGAAGCUACAAAUAUUACUCUGAUAGCAUCCUCAACCCUGAUGGCUUUGCUGGAUUCCCGUGUGCCUCUUACAGCGUUUUCAUUGCAAACAAGUGCUUCCCCUGCCCAAGCGAAGGCUGCCCGCAGAUGGGUCAUUACGCUGACAGAUUUCCUGGAAAAACAAAUGGAGUGAACCAGAUAUUUUAUCUAAACACUGGUGAUGCCAUUAGUUUUGCUCGAUGGAGGUAUAAGGUGGCUGUCACAUUGUCUGGGAAGAAGGUUACGGGACAUGUGCUAGUUUCUUUGUUUGGAAAUAAAGGAAAUUCUAAACAGUAUGAAAUUUUCAAGGGCACUCUCCAGCCAGACAGCACUCACUCCAAUGAAUUUGACUCUGAUGUGGACGUUGGAGACUUGCAGAAGGUUAAAUUUGUUUGGUACAACAAGGUGAUCAACCCAACUCUACCCAGAGUGGGAGCGUCCAAGAUCAUGGUGGAAAGAAACGAUGGAAAAGUGUUCAACUUCUGUAGUCAAGAAACCGUGAGGGAAGAUAUUCUGCUCACUCUUACCCCAUGUUAGGAGUCACUGACAUGUGACCA